Messenger RNA from Nematolebias whitei (Rio pearlfish), 1357 nucleotides. Its product is annotated as serine protease inhibitor A3K. Bases 68 to 1297 code for a protein of 409 amino acids. The transcript has 6 exons. Gene Ontology annotation, biological process: negative regulation of endopeptidase activity. NCBI's taxonomy places the organism in Eukaryota, Metazoa, Chordata, Actinopteri, Cyprinodontiformes, Rivulidae. Gene Ontology annotation, molecular function: serine-type endopeptidase inhibitor activity. The record is from RefSeq and is a predicted model, not a curated record.
GUCUUUCUCUGUUCACUCUGAGCUGUCCCGUCUGUGGUUGAAACAAAACUACAACCUGAACAAGAUCAUGAUGCGUGCAGCUGUGGGUCUCUGGAUCUUAUCAGCAGUGAUAUGUGUAGGGAGAGGUGAUCACCAUGCAGGUCAUGCCAAGGAAACACAAGACACCUCUGCAGACAGCAACAACAGAAUCCUGGUAACGUCGGCCAACAAAGAGUUUGCCUUCCACCUGUACAGGAAAUUAUCAGGUCUCUCUGGCUCCCAAGGCAAAAACAUCUUCUUCUCACCUGUUAGUGUAUCUUUGGCCUUGGCUGCUUUGUCUGUAGGGGCACGAGGAGAGACCCACCAACAGAUUUUCAAUGGUCUGGGGUUCAAUAGCUCACAACUGUCCCAAAGUGAUGUAGACCAGGCCUUUUGUAGUCUCCUUGCAAACACAAUGUCUCAUGAGGACAUCAAUGCAGGUACUGCUGUGUUUGUAGACAACCUGUUCAAACCUCGGCCUGAGUUCCUGGAUGUCUUAAAGCAGUCUUAUUUAUCAGAGGGCUUCAAUGUGGACUUCACCAAAGCUACAGACACUGCCAAUACCAUCAAUAAGUAUGUUUCAGAUAAGACCAAUGGAAAGAUCGACAAGCUGGUCGACAGCCUGGAUCCAAGCACAGUCAUGUAUCUCCUCAGCUACAUUUACUAUAAAGGAAAGUGGGAGAUUCCAUUCAAUCCUGCCAGGACCAUGCAGGACGAGUUCCACAUUGAUGAAACUAACAAGGUUCCAGUCCAGAUGAUGAAGAUGACAGAACGCCACUUCAAAACCUACUAUGAUCAGGCAAUCAACACAUCGGUCCUCCACCUUCCCUUCAACAACUCCUUCUCCAUGCUGCUAAUGUUGCCUGACAAUAUGACACUUCUGGAGAACAUUAUCAGCCCAGCUCAUGUUACUAAAUGGAUGAAGUGGAUGAAGCCCAGGGAGUACAACUUAUAUGUUCCAAAGUUUUCUACCAAGACGUCCUACGUCCUGAACGAUGUGUUGAAGGAAAUGGGAAUGACAGACAUGUUUGCGCAUGCAAAUCUGCGUGGUAUUUCAGAGGAGCAAAACCUGACUGUCUCAGGGGUUGUGCACCAAGCUGCCCUGGAUGUUGAUGAAGCUGGAGCCACUGCUGCUGCUGCCACUGGUAUCAGCAUCAGACUUCUAUCCUUACGCAUUGUCCCAGAUUUGAAGUUCAAUCGCUCAUUCAUGCUUUUCAUCCUUGAGCGCAGCACAAAAAAUAUACUUUUCAUGGGCAAAAUUGUCAAUCCAAACCUCUGAUGCAGAAACACUAUCCUCCAGUACAGCUGCCGCUCUGAACAUUAAAUACAAACAAAAUGC